This is a messenger RNA of Osmia lignaria (orchard mason bee), 3057 nucleotides long. RefSeq names its product band 7 protein AAEL010189. Lineage: Eukaryota; Metazoa; Arthropoda; Insecta; Hymenoptera; Megachilidae. Gene Ontology annotation, cellular component: plasma membrane. The record is from RefSeq and is a predicted model, not a curated record.
GCCGGGCUGGCUAUGUACUUUCCUAUAUCACUAGUUGGGGCGGCGGCCGUCCCCGUAUAAAGCGUCCCGACGCCGCGACGCUCCCCUCAUUCGUCUAGUUAGUUCUUUCAACGGCACUCAACAAUCUACGCAAGGUGGCGAGAUUCGAAUCACGGGUCAACCCCAUUGACAUGUCCAUUCCCAUGGCCACGAUGAGCAAUGGAAACGGGUCAACGGUACAGAUCAACACGCGGCCGGAUGAUAUUCAGAACCGCAUAAUCGGUGCAAACGAAAACUCGAUACCAGAUAAAAACACCUGUGGAAGUAUUCUGAUUGCGCUAUCCUGGGUGAUCGUGAUCCUGACGAUGCCGUUUUCCUUGUUCAUUUGCUUCAAGGUGGUGCAGGAAUACGAAAGGGCUGUGAUAUUUCGACUGGGACGACUUCUUUCCGGGGGCGCUAAAGGACCAGGGAUCUUUUUCAUAUUGCCUUGCGUGGACAAUUAUGCUCGCGUCGAUUUGCGAACACGAACGUACGACGUGCCGCCGCAAGAGGUAUUGACGAAAGAUAGCGUAACAGUGUCCGUCGACGCGGUGGUUUACUAUCGGGUGAACAACGCGACGAUCUCGAUCGCGAACGUGGAGAACGUUCACCAUAGCACCAGGUUAUUGGCACAGACUACGCUUCGAAACACCAUGGGUACCAGACCGCUUCACGAGAUACUCAGCGAGCGUGAAACGAUCUCCGGUAACAUGCAGGUCUCCCUGGACGAAGCGACCGACACAUGGGGAAUAAAAGUGGAGCGAGUGGAAAUCAAGGACGUGCGACUACCGGUUCAAUUACAAAGAGCUAUGGCUGCGGAGGCUGAAGCCGCUCGCGAGGCUCGCGCUAAGGUAAUAGCAGCGGAGGGUGAACAGAAAGCUAGCCGUGCAUUGAGAGAAGCCUCGGAGGUGAUCGGCGAUUCCCCUGCCGCGUUACAACUUCGUUACCUACAGACUCUCAACACUAUUUCUGCGGAGAAAAAUUCUACGAUCGUGUUCCCUCUGCCUAUCGAUUUACUGACGUACUUCAUCCAAGCGGGAAACGCGAAAGAAUCUUAAUCGCGAGAGAUGUUCUAUUAUUUAGAAACACAUCUGAAUCAUUCGACGCCCUGAUAAAGAAAACUAAACCAUCACUUUAGAUAGAGAAAAUUAUGGAUCAAGUAUCGUUAGAGUAUCUUGAUACAAUGGUGUCGCCAGUAUUUGAUCAGAUUCUCUUCUUAGCACGAUACAAUUAUUCGUUGGUUUAGUUUUUUUCAUUCAAUACAGUAAUGUCGAAGUAGAAUUAGUAUCAUUAAAUCGAAGAGAAAAUAUCACAACUAAUCACCUUUCUUUCUAAUCGAUCGCCGUUGAUACAAUUUUCGUAACAAUUUCAUCGAUGAUAAGACAUUUCGCACCGUUAUCGCACACUAACUGGCUGACCAAUUUUAUACGACGCACUAUAUUAUAUACUAUUAUGUAUAUAUAUAUACUUUUUAAACUUUCACUCGUAUUUUUAUAACUUGUUUGUUUAUUUUAAUUGUACCAUUUAUUACGGUACGCGAAUUGCAGCGUGCGAGGACAAUUUUUAAUAAUAAUGUAACGAUGAUAAUAGUUAUACUAAUAACGACGAUAAUAAUAGCACCGUCGACGAGUAUAAUUUACUCUGAUAAACGGAAACAAGUUACGUAUUGGCUAUUUGAUUAUAUUGAAUGUCGGUGUUAUAUUAAAUAUUAAAAUUAUGUAAAUUGUACGUACGACAGGGAUUUGAAGUAAAUUGUGGAAAGUUUUAAAGUAUUAGUUGUACAUAUAAAAUCAGUGUUGCAAGUUAAUGCACAGUGGUUCAUUGAUGAAAUUGAAAAGAAGAGAAAGAAACGUACGUACAAUGCAAGCUCAAUUUUAGCCUAUGUAUUUAUUAUAUGGCGAUAAAGAUUCGUUUCUUCGCCUACAAUCGUUUUCAACGGCCUGAAAGCUAGAUUCGGUCUAACAUCUGCAAUUUACCAUCUCAUCGUUGGAAACAAAGUAUCGAGACUAAACGAACUUAAGACGAAAGGGAUUUCGUUCAUUGAAAAAAAAGCGGAUAGGAUUUGAAACUGUGAAUUGAAUAUUUACCAGCCAGAUUCCGAUUACAGAACGGGUCCCACUUACACUGUUAUAUUCGUUUUCAGUUUUACCUUACAAAUUACAAUGACGAAAAACGACUGACCAACAGAAUUUCUACUUAUUAAAAGUAAACCUACCUCUGUGUUAAAUAACAUACAGGAUUAUCUUAGUGUUCGUGAUUUCGUGUUACCUAAUUCUAGCAUAUUUCAUGUGUUGUCCUGAAUCGUUAAAUCCACAGAUGCUGGUGAGUUAAUAAAGUAUGGAUGUAUUUGCAAAUGUGUUAACUAUGUGCUUCUGUUCACCUUUUCAUACAUCAUAACUUUGUGGUGCAAGGUUGUUGCACAUAGUUCAAACAGAAUCCUCUGUUUCCAACAUCGUUCGGUGCCUCGAUGCUAUCCGUAUGAAAAAUUAAUCUAAAUGGUUUCACUGUACCUGAAAAAUGAAUACAAGUUAGAUGGGAUCAUGUAUCACUGAGAAAUACAGGGCACAGUGUUCCUCGUUGUCAAGUACCUGGAUCAAUUAUUAGAACACUAUCAAAUAAUUGGAGCGAAGCUUUGCUAUUAAAUUACUGAUAGGGAUUUUUCCCUAUCAAUCGCCUCGCUCCAGUAUGUCAUUCACGAAGCUGAUGGCGGCCUAGUUAAUAAUUAUAACAAACUUACUGAUAACAGAAGACGCGUUCAAAUUUUGAUUCUCAGCGUUGAACGUACCCCCGCAAAAUCGAUCAACGCACAUCAUCAUGGAUGUCGGUAAUCUACCUGUAUUGAAUGAACAAGGAAUAGUUAACCAAUCGGUUUGGCAGGCUGCCCCUGUCAUUGAUGCAAUCUGUACACCUUGCGUGUUCCCUGUUAGCGUGAACGCACUGCUGCGUAUCAUUUGUGCUGGAGCAGCACCGUUAGACAUCAUCGCUUGACCUUAUCGCAAAACAAUGACCAAUAGUUAAAUACAUACUUUGAAACCCUAA